AUGGGUUUACAGAAUAUAAUUCGUUGGGGUGUGGACCUGACAUUGGUGGCCAUGUUGCUAGCGGCUGUAAGACGUGAGACUGGAUUAGUAUUUGCUUACGAACGUUACGACUUUACGCAAUUGAUAAGGCGUUACUUGACCUGGGGUGAAUAUUGUUUCCAGCGAUUUGUGAACCAUGCUCAGGGAGACUCUCGUCGGUUCCGUAAGCAACUUGAUGGUGUCGAUAAGUUUUUAGAAUCGCCAUGA
Molecule: messenger RNA, 246 nt
Organism: Maudiozyma saulgeensis
Lineage: Eukaryota; Fungi; Ascomycota; Saccharomycetes; Saccharomycetales; Saccharomycetaceae
Source: the annotation of a GenBank genome assembly